Molecule: messenger RNA, 1136 nt
Organism: Rana temporaria (common frog)
Lineage: Eukaryota; Metazoa; Chordata; Amphibia; Anura; Ranidae
Gene: HAAO
Product: 3-hydroxyanthranilate 3,4-dioxygenase
Exons: 10
Coding region: 106-969 (287 amino acids)
Biological process (GO): 'de novo' NAD+ biosynthetic process from L-tryptophan; quinolinate metabolic process
Cellular component (GO): cytoplasm
Molecular function (GO): iron ion binding; 3-hydroxyanthranilate 3,4-dioxygenase activity
Source: RefSeq, a predicted model, not a curated record
CCUUUGUUCAGUAAACAUGCAGUGGUCUUUCAGGAUCAGUGACCAGAUUCCACGCAGUCCAAUCUGUGAGUCAAAACUGAGCUAUACGGAGUUCUGCCUGCGGUCAUGGAAUUCCAGCCAAUUAAUGUAACCAAAUGGAUAGAAGAAAACAAAGCUGAUUUCUUACCACCCGUGUGCAACAAACUCAUGCACAAUGAUCAGCUGAAGGUAAUGUUUGUCGGAGGUCCAAACCAAAGGAAAGAUUAUCACAUUGAGGAAGGAGAAGAGUUAUUUUACCAGCUGGAAGGGGACAUGUGUCUGAAGAUCAUUGAAAAUGGAGAACACAGAGAUAUCCACAUCAGAGAAGGAGAGAUGUUUCUGCUUCCUGCUCGAAUCCCGCACUCUCCGCAAAGAUUCUCAAACACCGUGGGCCUGGUGCUCGAGAGGAGGAGGUUAAAAACUGAAACAGACGGCCUACGGUAUUAUGUUGACAUAACCUCCACAGAGGUUUUAUUUGAGAGGUGGUUUUACUGUGAAGACCUGGGAAAGCAACUGGCUCCAGUUAUUAAUGAAUUUUUCAACUCAAAACAAUAUAAAACUGGAAAGCCAGACCCAGAUUGGACACCCCAACUCCCUUUCCCUCUUAGCACUGUAAAAGUAAUGGAACCAUUUUCAUUUCAAUGUUGGCUAGAUAAACAUCGUUCAGAAAUCAUUCAGAAAAAAUACUUACAGUUAUUUGCAGGCGAUCAUGAGACAGAGGCUGCGAUGUAUGGAUCUGGAGAAAUCAAACAUGAUGCAUCAGACACGGAUACGUGGAUUUGGCAACUGGAGGGGUCCUCUGUCAUAUUUCUUGGUGAUAAAGUUGUGUCAUUGUCCAAUGGGGACAGCCUUCUCAUCCCAGAAAAGACUCAGUUUUUCUGGAAGAGAGAAGAGGGGUGCAUCGCUUUCUGCGUUUGCCAGGAUCCUGCUCGACGUAAAGAAUAUAAUUAAUCAUUUGAUCACAGUGUUUUCAGAAGGGAGCAGCUGCAUUUUCAUCAUGGCACCGGAGCUGUACAGCCGGCUCAUGAAUAAAUCUGAUAACUGAUAAUGUAUUACCUUAAUAUUAUUGUAUUUAGUAUAUUGAAGAUUAAAGAAACAUUAUUUGGCUAAAUACAGAA